Molecule: messenger RNA, 907 nt
Organism: Glossina fuscipes
Lineage: Eukaryota; Metazoa; Arthropoda; Insecta; Diptera; Glossinidae
Product: ATP-binding cassette sub-family A member 3-like
Exons: 3
Coding region: 131-907 (258 amino acids)
Biological process (GO): lipid transport; transmembrane transport
Cellular component (GO): membrane; intracellular membrane-bounded organelle
Molecular function (GO): ABC-type transporter activity; ATP binding; lipid carrier activity
Source: RefSeq, a predicted model, not a curated record
UUACGGAUCACGUAAUUCCGGCAAGACUCAUAUAAUCAAACAGUUGGUAGGCGAAAAGCGAUUUUUCUAUGGUGAAAUAUAUAUAUGUAAAGUGAAUACUAAACGUAAGAUUAAGGAUGCGUAUGUGCAUAUGGGCUAUUGUCCUGAGAGUAAGGGUUUGAUAAGCGCCUUUACGCCACGUCAACUUUUAACGCUAUUAUUUCGAAUACGCGGUCUACCUCAGAAAGUUAUAACGGAAAAGAUUCGAGAAAUUUCGAUCUCGUUAUGCUUACAAGGACUUAUUAAUAAAAAAAUUGGACAAUUGCCCCGUUCAAUAAGACGUCGUGUGAGCAUCGCUAUUGCUUUUAUGGCGAACAGUAAUGUAUUGAUUUUAGACGAACCGACAAGGGGCCUGCCAGCAAUUGAAAAACGCCUUAUAUGGAAUGUAUUGCGUUAUUUACGUUAUUGCGGUAACUCGAUAAUAUUUGCUACCACAGAUAGUCAUGAAUGUGACGUAUUGGCCGAUACCGUUUUAGUCGUGGAUGACGGCGUAAUGUUAGCUAUAGGAAGUGCUCAUUAUUUACGGCAGAAAUUUACCGUAGGUUUCUAUUUAGAUAUUAAACUUCGAUUGGAUGGCUCCACGGAUGAGGAAACUGACAAGAAUUUGAAAAUAGAUUUGGAAAACGUUUCUCGUUUCAUAUCAUUUCUUCAUAGCAGUUCGGAACUGAUAAAAGUCAAUAGUAAUGUAUUAAUAUACUAUGUGCCCGUCGAGGAUGUCAGUUAUUCGUAUCUAUUUGGAUCGUUGGAGAAAAAUCGACGUCGUCUGAAUAUAUCUGAAUAUUCCGUAUGUCACGGAAGUCUGACCAAUGGUAUGGAGAACAUAUUAAAAGCACGUUUGGAAAAAAGGAAAUUUUCAAAAUCGACAUAA